This is a messenger RNA of Cyphellophora attinorum, 735 nucleotides long. RefSeq lists its product as uncharacterized. The transcript has 3 exons. The record is from RefSeq and is a predicted model, not a curated record. NCBI's taxonomy places the organism in Eukaryota, Fungi, Ascomycota, Eurotiomycetes, Chaetothyriales, Cyphellophoraceae. Bases 1 to 735 code for a protein of 244 amino acids.
AUGCCGCACUUCCUGCGAGACUUGCCUUGGCAUGUGCGACAGCUCGUCUACCGCUACUUCAUUCGAGGCGAGGUUGUCCGCUAUGUCGUCGACAUCCUCUUGACGAACAGGCAAAUCCAUCUCGAAAGUCACCGAUGGCUUGUCGAGGAGGCGACGGUCGAUGCUUCGGACCAACUCAUACACUCAUUCGUCAAAGGCGCGCCAUACUUCAGCACCACCGUCUUGCCCGAGAUCAGGUACCUACAACUACGAUUCCACGGAGACGCGCUGAAGCGCGCCGGCGUGAUCCUGCCACAUGCCAGAAGUCUGCGCACGCUCGAGAUCAAUGCAAAUGAUGACACAGAUCUUGAUUUCAACUUCUACACCCCUCACACUGCAGAUGGCUUUCAGCUCACCACCAACGAUCUGGACUCAAUCAGACGAGACCGCGACCGACUAUGUGGCAAGGGCGUAAGCUUGCAAGGGCCGGACUUCUAUGACGAGGGUCUACUGGCAGUCUUCUAUUAUUGGUUGACUGCGAACACUCAAUACGAUUUGAUCUUGGUCUCAGGGGUCGUCCUGCGCAAAAUCAACGACGAGAAGCCAUUUCAAGCUGAGGUCUGGAUUGCGCGAACGAACUACUCGACCGAAACGAUGACACUGACUAGAGACUCUACGGAGGAAUUGGAGCAUGUGGUUCAACUCCCUGGUAUCAUGGCACGAAUCAGGCAGCUGGUGGCGGAGAAGGAGUAUUGA